AGAGCAUUUGCAAAAAAGGAAGGACAAGGAUCGACGGUGUGCCGGUUUCUAAGAUUGGUGCAAAGUCAGUUAUACUUUUCAUUGCAUUCUUCCUUUUAAAGUAUUUUGUUAGUGAGUUCUUUGAGUGUCAUGUCAGUGCUUUUGAUGAACGCAACUUCGUUAAUUGCAAGAAAACCUUUUGUUGAAAUUGGAACUCGUCUUUUGUCAUCCAUGGCUCAACAGUUGCAGACCCACGGUGUUGUGCCUGAUGUUAUAGACAAGGUUCCCACAAAUGUAUUGCAAGUCACUUAUCCAAAUAAUCUUGCUGUUGAAAUUGGCAAAGUGUUGACUCCAACACAAGUUAAGGAUCCUCCUGCUGUUAAAUGGGAUGGAGAUGCAAAUACUUUUUAUACUCUCUGUAUGACUGAUCCAGAUGCACCAAGUCGUAAAGAACCAAAAUUUCGUGAAUGGCAUCACUGGCUUGUAGGAAACAUUCCUGGUUCUGACGUUUCCAAAGGAGAAGUCCUCUCUGAAUAUGUUGGUUCAGGUCCUCCAAAAGGCACCGGAUUACAUCGUUAUGUUUUCCUUUUGUAUAAACAGCCUCAAAAGCUUACAUUCGAUGAACCUCGUUUAACUAAUCGCAGCGGGGAUAAUAGAGCAAAAUUUUCCAUAAGAAAAUUCGCCGCAAAAUACAAACUAGGAGAUCCUAUUGCUGGAAAUAUGUACCAGGCUGAAUUUGAUGAUUAUGUUCCACUCCUAUAUAAACAAUUAGGAGAUUAAGCAUGAGUAGAAUAUAAGGAAUUUGAAACAGGAAUAUAUAGAUUUUGAAGAUGGAUAUGCAGAUAUUUUACAUUCUUGUAAUACUUGUACGUGAAGAAGGAAAAUAAACUAAAUUACAAUGUA
Frieseomelitta varia is the source of this 882-nucleotide messenger RNA. Its product is annotated as protein D2-like. NCBI's taxonomy places the organism in Eukaryota, Metazoa, Arthropoda, Insecta, Hymenoptera, Apidae. The transcript has 3 exons. The record is from RefSeq and is a predicted model, not a curated record. Bases 130 to 759 code for a protein of 209 amino acids.